AUGUUUGAAAAACUCCCAGUUGGAUAUAUCACAAGAUCAACUAUCUAUAUAGUGUCCGGUGGACUUCUCAGUUAUGGAACUGCCGAGUUGAUGUGGGGCUCAGAGAACUUCUAUAGCAAAGCCGUAAUGCCUGCAGUUCAUAAAUAUGUAGAUGGAGAACAGUCUCAUAGACUCGCUGUGAAAGCUUGCUCUUUGGGUCUUCUGCCUAAAUUUGGAUGGAACAAACGUGAAUAUCCAGAGUUGGAAACGGAAGUACUGGGCUUCAAGUUCAAAAACCCUUUGGGAAUAGCUGCUGGUUUCGACAAAGACGGAGAAGCCAUUGUACCUCUGUCCUCCCAAUCAGGAUUAGGCUUAGUCGAAGUUGGUUCUGUUACUCCGAUUCCACAGCCUGGAAACCCAAGGCCUCGUGUGUUUCGAUUGUUAGAAGACGAAGGAGUUAUCAACCGAUAUGGUUUCAACAGUGAUGGUGUAGGGAAGGUUCAGCAACGUGUCAAGAAUGCUCGAGAAAAUUGGAAAGACGGGUUCGCAAUCUUCGGUGUAAACUUGGGUAAAAAUAAGAUGACCGAAGAUGCCAAACUAGAUUAUGAAGUCGGAGUUAACUAUUUCGCCCCUUAUGCUGACUACUUGGUUGUGAACAUUUCCUCCCCGAAUACCCCUGGCCUACGAUCCAUGCAGAACAAAGCUGAUUUACAAAAGUUGAUGUUAUAUGUAAAGAAAGCUGUUGAUAUCAUGCAAUUGGAGAAGCCUCCGAAAGUUUUACUCAAAAUAGCUCCCGAUCUCAUUCAUUCUGAAAUGAAAGAUAUAGCUCAAGUUGCUCUCGAUACCAAAUAUGGUAUUGAUGGGCUAAUCGUUUCAAACACCACUACAUCUCGUCCUGGACAUCUUCAAAGUGAUAACAAAGAACAGACUGGGGGCUUGAGUGGUAAACCUGUGAAAGAAAUAAGUACCGAAUGUGUCCGACAAAUGUACCAACUCACCAACGGUAAAAUACCUAUUGUGGGAUGUGGUGGAAUAGCUUCGGGACAAGAUGCUUAUGACAAGAUCAGAGCUGGUGCUUCACUCGUGCAACUCUAUUCCGCCCUAGUCUAUCAAGGGUUCCCAGUAAUCGGCAAGGUGAAGCGUGAGUUGGUGGAAUGUCUGAAAAAAGAUGGUUUCAAAAACAUCGCUGACGCUGUGGGUGCUGAUCAUCGAAGACUGUAA
Molecule: messenger RNA, 1200 nt
Organism: Auanema sp. JU1783
Lineage: Eukaryota; Metazoa; Nematoda; Chromadorea; Rhabditida; Rhabditidae
Source: the annotation of a GenBank genome assembly